Messenger RNA from Knipowitschia caucasica, 351 nucleotides. Lineage: Eukaryota; Metazoa; Chordata; Actinopteri; Gobiiformes; Gobiidae. The record is from the annotation of a GenBank genome assembly.
AUGAUUGAAGACUUGAAGAAAGAUCUAAUGGAACAGCAAGCCUUGGAGUUACGUUCUGAAUGUGACGAAACAUCGGAUGAGGACCAUGAGCCUCCCAGGAAUUGGAGCAGUACACUGCGUCAAAUCAAGCAAUUAAAAUCUGAGAACAAAAGGCUCAAAGAAAGCAAUUAUAAACAAAUUGUAGAAGCAAUCAGGGACCUGCCAGCUGUUGUUCAAAACUUAAGACACAUAACUGAGCAGCUUUCAUCGUUCUCAAAGUCUUCCUCUGCCGAAUCAACACCUGUGCGACUAGUGCGAUCUGAACACUUGCCUGUAUCCUCUCCUGCAUCUCCUCAAGAGGAGUCUGUUUGA